UGCGUAAGGAAUCCGAGAAAUACCUCAAAAUAUGAAGCUCCUUUUAAUCAGUGCGUUAGCGGUGGUGUGCUUGGCGGAGCCUCCGGUGGACAAUAGAUACCUGCCACCACAGUCGGGGGGCGGAGCACCCUCGGCGUUAUACGGAGCUCCCGGAGCUCAAGGCUUUCAGAGACAGACUGAUGCUGUGUUCAGAAGCCGUGGUCCAUCUCGCGCUGGUGGUCGCCGUCCUUCAACCCAGUAUGGAGCCCCACAAUCAGGUCAAGGCCAAUUCAGCGCCCCAUCUACCCAAUACGGGGCUCCUGGACAAGGAAGCCAACCAUCGUCGCAGUAUGGCGCUCCAUCAGCUCAAUUCGGAUCUCCUUCGAGCCAGUAUGGUGCACCGUCUUCUCAAUUUGGAUCUCCCUCUACCCAAUAUGGCGCCCCGUCUGCUCAAUUUGGUGCCCCCUCUUCUCAGUACGGUGCCCCAUCAGCUAAUGCUCCUUCUCAGCAAUAUGGAGCUCCUGGAUUCGGUGGAGCUGGUGGUCACUCCCAGGGCGGUUCCUUCGGUGGUCAAUCCUUCAGAGGACAGGAACAGAGCCGUCAGUACUUGCCCCCUGGCUCUGGUGCUAACGGAUACGGUGCUGAUGAUGGCAGCAAUGGGGAACCUGCCAACUAUAACUUCGAAUACAUGGUGAAGGAUGAUCAGUCCGGUAAUGACUUUGGACACAGGGAAUCCAGACAGGGAGACAGGGCUGAGGGCUUGUACUACGUGCUCCUUCCUGAUGGCAGGAAACAGACCGUUCAAUACGAGGCUGACCAGGAUGGCUACAAACCCAAGAUCUCCUACGAAGACACCGGUCUUGGUCAGGGAGGCUACGACAGAAAUAGCCAAUCAGGCUACAAUGGCAACGGCAACGGCUACCAAGGCCAAGGAGGCCCAUACUAAACGGCUAUUACCAACGAAAAGAG
Molecule: messenger RNA, 948 nt
Organism: Spodoptera exigua (beet armyworm)
Lineage: Eukaryota; Metazoa; Arthropoda; Insecta; Lepidoptera; Noctuidae
Source: the annotation of a GenBank genome assembly